This is a messenger RNA of Asparagus officinalis (garden asparagus), 3468 nucleotides long. Its product is annotated as pentatricopeptide repeat-containing protein At4g30700-like. Bases 49 to 1164 code for a protein of 371 amino acids. Gene Ontology annotation, molecular function: protein binding; RNA binding. Gene Ontology annotation, biological process: RNA modification. Lineage: Eukaryota; Viridiplantae; Streptophyta; Magnoliopsida; Asparagales; Asparagaceae. The record is from RefSeq and is a predicted model, not a curated record. The transcript has 5 exons.
CAAGGCCAAAAGUUACAUGGUCUGGCAUUAAAAAGUGGUCAAAUUGACAUGGUGCUCGAAGCUAGUCUUGUCGAUUUCUAUGCAAAGUGUGCGGAUCUGGUAUUGUCUGUUUCGAUAUUUGACGAAGUGAGAGCGAAGAAUAAACAUGUAUGGGGUGUUCUGAUGCGGGGAUUUAUCCAAAAUGGACAAUUCGCUGACGCAAUCACCUUGUUUUGGAAAAUGCAAGAUUUUGGUUAUGACCCGUGUGCCGAUUCCCUAAGGGGCAUAAUUUUUGCAUGCACGGAACUUGGAUAUUUGCGAUUUGGAAAAGGUGUUCAUGGAUAUCUAAUUAGGAAAUAUUUUUGCAGUAGCUUCAAUAUGGACACAUUGGAGACUUCCAUCCUUAACAUGUAUGCAAAAUGUGGAAGCAUUGUUUUGGCACGCAGGUGUUUUGAUAAAAUGUUGCACAAAGAUAUCAUAGCAUGGAGUUCCAUGGUUGAGGGAUAUGCGAUCCAUGGACUUGGGUCCAAGGCUUUGGAACUGUUCCAUCAAAUGCAAGAGGAAGGAGUUGAACCAAAUAGCAUAACUUUUCUUAGUUUGUUAUCAGCUUGUAGCCACUCAGGACUCAUUACUGAAGGCUGUGAUCUGUUUGAUUCCAUGUCUACAAAUUUUGGGAUUCAACCUGAGUUAAACCAUUAUACUUGCAUUGUGGACCUUCUCGGCCGUUGUGGGAAGCUAUACGAAGCUCUGGAAGUGAUUAACAACAUGAAGUGUAAGCCCGAUGCUCGGAUUUGGGGGGCUUUGCUUUCUUCAUGUUGGGUUCAUUCAGAUGAUAUGCUUGGCAGUUAUGCAGCUCAGCAGCUCUUCAAAUUGGAACCAGGUAAUAUGGGUUAUCAUGUUGUACUGAGUAACAUUAAUGUUGGUGAAGGCAAAUGGGAAAAGGCUGAAACAAUUAGAAAGGAUGUGAACAUAAGGAAUGUUAAGAAGAAACCAGGUUGGAGUUGCAUAGGAGUACAAGGAAGGUUCUAUGUAUUUGUCGCUGCAGAUACAUUGCACCCUCAAGUUGAUGAAAUUUACAGGACUCUAGUGUGUUUAACAUGGCAUACUGAAGGAAUAGGGGAUGGGGGCCCUCAUGUACUUUCUACUGGAAUAAUCGUCAAUGCGAUUGAUAGAGAAAUGGUUUGAUCCGUGAAGAUAAUUCAUGUUGUGCUCAUUGCCAAGUUAUAUUCAUACUGUCACGAUUAUUGGGUUGAACUAAAACUCGAUAAAAAAAUUUAUCUUUAUACUUGAAGGGACGCUUGUGCCCUUUAGAAUCUUAGAUCUUCUUCUAUACUGUCAGAUUUCUCAAGCAAAUUUCCUGCACAGCGUAGAUGCAAGGUUUGGUGGUGUGGUAUUUGUUUAACAAGGAAAAGGGUGAAGUUAUGAAGUGUUCAAGCUUUCCUUUGGCCAGCAAAGUAUCCGGAUGGUGAAAUUGCUAAUUGUACUCCAAGCUGGCCAUAGUGUUUGAGCUAAGCUUUGCUUGGUAGUAACUGCUCUGAGCUUGAGUCUCCAAUUGAAUGUAUAUGGCCUCCCAUGGCAAUCCUUCUGAGUGAAAUAUCUUUUGAUUUUGCCCAUAGAAAGAGAUAAAGGCCUCCAAUGACAAGUAUGGCUCCAAGAAUGCUGCAUAUAAAUUGACAUGAAUCAUGAUGAAAUUGAAAGUACUGAUUUCAUCACACGCCUGAUUGACGUUAUGUUGCAGAAAAAGUGGAGGCUUAAGGCUCACCUUUCUAGUUGUGCUAGUUUUCCCAAGAUGACAGUCUCGAGAAUGAAUGAGAAGAUGAUGAGCAAGGGGCAAAAUCCGGUCGCAAAGACGGCGCCUUUUUUGUCUUUUACGAACACCAAUUCUUUUUGCUUGGGUGAUUGAUCUUGAGCCAACUCCUUGUGGAGCUUUCAGAAGACAUGAAAUACUUGUUACAGAAUGGCAAGGAGCUGGAGGUUCCCAGACCACCUUAUCCUCCAAGAGGAAGGUCUUCUUUCUGUUAAAACCGCUAUAGCUGCAGUUUGAAGGGUGCCAGAGAUAUUUGCCAUAGUGGUCAAGGUAGCCCAGUUGAGUCCAGAGCCGACUUCAAACAGAUUCUUGAUGAAUCUAUUGGAGACAAGUUUUGAACCUGAUGCCACUUUAAAUUCGGAUACAAAGAUUGAAAAUCGGAACCUAACCGAACAUGCACCAGCCCUUUUACAUGUUAUAUAUAAAGAAGAACGUACUCAACUGUAAGAACCCGAUCAAGAAGGCCCAAAAGACUACACUACAUGUAAGUUCUGGCCUUUUCCCCCUGGUAAGAAAAGAAAUGAAGGAUGUAAGAGCUUUGAAAUUUGAAGUAGGAUAAAACAGAGGUGAAAUAUGGAGGUACCCUUUUCUUUUUCUAUUUUUUCUUUUUUUUCCAUUUUUUAAGCUUACCGUUCAAAGUGGAAUGCAAGGGAAGCAAGGAGUAGUACAGAGAUGAAGUGCUCGUAAAGGACAAGUAUAGUGGAACUGAUGCCUUUUCUGGGAUCAACGACAACGGAUACCAGUGAUAUGUAGGCAGCGAGGAUGAGCUGAUUUGAAGUCAUCAAGAAGGACUUAUCAAGGUUCAAAACUGUUAUGACCAGUGGAAGAGAAAGCCAACAAGCUUCCAGAUUAGGGAGUAGGAACUCAUGCCAAACAUAAUGGUACUCAAGUUUGAUACAGACAACUAACUGCUACUUCCCAAUGAGAACAGCCUUCAUGGAAUUCUUCUUCCUGAUUUCAUGGACCUCAUUUUCGCUCUUAUUGGUAUCUGCUCAAAACUUAACUACGUGUAUCUAAUUCCCUGCAAACUCUUUCCUCUAUCGGCCAAAAUGUUUAUUCCGGCUUCAAAGGCAAAAAGGACAACGGAGCUUGAGCCAUGCAUGAAUUUCACAAUUCUGGAACAUCAAGACCAAGUCCAGUUACAGAAACUAUAGAUUUACGGGUGAUUUUAUUUCUGGGCAUUCAGUGCAACAACGAGCCAAGUUUUCGCAGGCUAACGAUCAUUAUCUACGCUGUCCUGCUCACCAUCAAUGGCUCUCUGAUCAGAAUCUCUGGUGAAUGUUUUUGUUCAUCUUUUGCACUGUCUUUCGAUUUCACCCAGAGGAAGAGAUACAUACCGCCGAUCACCAGUAGAGCCGCAGCCAUGCUGAACAAAAAAUUCAAGGAUCAAAUAUUUGAUUCCUGUAAGAACUCAACAUUGAGUUAGAGUUUCCUAGCUCUUGCAAGUUGCAACAAAAAAGAUAGCAAUAAUUAUUCAAGUGGUGCAAAAAUAACCUCCAAGGUUGUGCAGAAGCUCCAAAGAAAAUAAUCUGCAGUAGGAAUGAGAAGACGAUGAGCAAUGGUGUGAGCAAUGGUGAGAAUGCCGAUGCAAAAACUGUAAUCGAUCUUGACGAUGAUGAAUCGUCGGAUGAAAAUUGUAACUGACAGCUUGCCGAUGAAAUAAUAAAUGAUGAUUUAGAGUA